Molecule: messenger RNA, 1324 nt
Organism: Podarcis raffonei (Aeolian wall lizard)
Lineage: Eukaryota; Metazoa; Chordata; Lepidosauria; Squamata; Lacertidae
Product: receptor-transporting protein 2-like
Exons: 2
Coding region: 154-1059 (301 amino acids)
Biological process (GO): detection of chemical stimulus involved in sensory perception of bitter taste; protein insertion into membrane; protein targeting to membrane
Molecular function (GO): olfactory receptor binding
Source: RefSeq, a predicted model, not a curated record
CGCAAACAUACGGACCGGUCAGCUUGUGAGAGUGAGGAAAGCAAAGCAGGUAAUCAGCCACGGCACCCACCUUCUCACUGCAUCCCAUUCUGGCAUCUGCAAAAAAGACCACAAUCACCUUUGUCAUUAAGCAACACCGAUCGGAAAAGAAACAUGAAAAGGCUCACAAUGGAUUUUUGGAGACGGGUUUUUAAGAAGCAGAUGAAUGAGGUGAAGCCAAAUGAUAUCUGGAGGCUGACAAUGGAUCGCAGGAUUGAAUUUCACAGCGUGGAACCCGGGUGGACGGAAGCAUUUCAGGAGCAUGCUCAUGGAAGAUUUACCUGUUCCGGAUGCUGGCACAGCUGGUCCUCAUACCAAGUUCUUAUCUUGUUCCACAUUCAAUGGGACAGUUUUGAGAGGCGAGGACACGUCAAGAUGAAGCGCUUUGGUCAACGGUGCCACGAAUGUUCUCUGGACACGUACGAAGAGCCACAGUUCUCUGAGGACGACGUUGCUGACAUCUUGAAAGACUUGAUUCUUGACAUAAGGGAGAAGUGCUAUGGGGAGCAGGUGGACCGCAGUCAGCUCUCUAAGGUGGUCUGUCACGAGGGUGGUCCGCAUAAGCGCGAGUUUUGUGAAGGGUGCCAGCUGGGAAUCCACAAAGGACAACAAGGACGGUCGAAGCAAGCAGAGCACCAUGGGAAACCCCAAAGCACAGGGUAUCCGGCGACCAUUAUACAGAUAGAAACAUCAAGUCCAUCAUUCCCGAGGUCCUCAGCCCCAUCAUUCACAGGGUCUUCAGCCCCAUCCUUUCCCUGGUCCUCAGUCCCAUCAUUCCCAAGGCCCUCAGCCCCAUCAAUCACAGGGUCCUCAGCCCCAUCAUUCCCACGGCCCUCAGCCCCAUCAUUCACUGGGUCUUUACCCCCAUCAUCCACAGGGUCCUUGGCCCCAUCAUCCACAGGGUCCUCAGCCCCAACACAGGGUUGCAAUUACUGUCUUUGGGCUGUAAUUCUAAUUAUAGCAGUAUUUAUAAUUUCAAUUAUAAUUUUCAUUGCCUAUAUGCUUUCUUUCAUUACCUAACUGGUUCCGGUGAUAGCAGAGCAGGCAGGGAAUUUAAACUGCAAUGCAAAUUCAGGCACCCACCCCUGCUGGCUUGGCCUGGCGUGACUUUAGAAGCCCUGUCGCCUCCUGUACAAAAGCUGUCGAAUGUCUGAAUAUGCCUUUCUGUAUUCUGAAACUAUUACACCAGUGGCAAAUUGUGACGGUGUAAGAGUUGCCUUUUCUUCCCUUUUCUUUCUUUGCUACUCGAACAGAAUGUCGUUCAAUCAAUCAAUCAAUCAAGUAA